CAUAAUAUAAUAUAAAUUUUGCCAAAUAAACAGUACUUUUCCAAACAGGGGACAUGAUUUCUGUACCUCUAGCAAACAAGAAAAGGGUUUUACCAUUCAGAGUUAUGAGGAAGUGAAACUUGAAGCAAACUAUUCGUGCUAAAAUGACCUAAGAAGUAACUCAACACGGUAGGUAUCUGCACUGUUGACUUUGCACGUACAUACACUAUUAACGCACCUUUCUUUGACUGGACGUGAAAGUAAUAAGAAGCUUCUUAAACACAUGAUGGCAACACGAACUACAAGCAAGGGUGAGUAGAAACACGCGUGUCCUUAAUAUGUUCCCUUCAAGUGUUGUCACUUUAUUUUCCUAACGUUGAAGAGCAGCCUCCCCCCUCGCCCCCUUUUCCUCACCCAUAUGGCCUUGCUCUUGAACUUUCAUAGUUUCAGGCGUCCAAUUCAUCGCACAGAAGGGAAAAUCCAGUUUCAGAGCGUUUUGAGUCUCAGUCAAAGAUUGUGCUGGAUUAUUUCUUAUUGCGUGGGAUCAAGAUGAAAAUUAAGAAGUUCUGGGGGGAAAAAUAUUUUUUCCCUCCAGAACUUCUACUAACCGUAAAAUUUACUUUUGUUUUUUAAAGGAAUUAUGUUCAUUUUCACUGUUCAGGCUUUUCCCAACAGCAUAUAACCUGGAUCUUUAGGAUCUGGGAAUUGCCACCCAAAUGAGGCAGGAACGGGAUGGCAUGUUUGUCUGUUUAUGUGUGGGCGUCUGAUUCCUUGUUUGCCAAUAUCCCCCGCAGAAUUUUGCCUCAAAGGCUGAGGGCAAGCCCCCGCCUCACAGAACACCCACACUUCUUCUCUGCAUCUCACAGAGCUUCAUUAGAAAGUAACAGCUUAUCUGAUCGCAAAAUUUGACUGGCAAAUUAGAAUAGAGGAAAUACCAUUGCUUUAGUGGCCUCGCUCGGAGCACACACGCUUAAGGGCAGUUUCUUUCUCGCCUCCAAAGGUGGUAUCGUGGGGUGAUGGUGUUGAUGACGUGGAGCUUUUUAGCAACAAUAUAAAGUUGGGCUGAGUGGACAGCCAGAGUCAUCACAGCUACUCCAACCCAACUUCUGCUCUUUGCCUUGCAGUGAUCUUUUCAGAGUAACUCAUCCAAAUGAAGAUUUUAUCAGUCUGGACAUUUGGGCUUCUCCUAUUCACCUUUGGGGGAGCACAUGGACAUGAAGUCUUUCCUGAAAACUUUGUGGUGGUGAAGAAGAACGAUCCUCGGCCAGUCACGCUGACCUGCAACACACAGGCGGAGAAAGUUGAUUCGUGGACGUUAGACGGAGAAGAAGUGGAGUUUGACAGCUACGUCCGGAUGGAGGGGCCAAACCUCAAAGUGUCUGAAGUCGAUGCCCCCAUGUUGGGGAAAUACAGCUGCUGGAGUGGGGGCAAAAUGCUCUCAUCUACUUAUCUGUUCCAGGAGCUCGAGGAAGAAGGGGAUUUAGAUUCUUUGCUAAGUUGUCGAGCAAAGUCCUAUGAUUGUAAUUUCACAUGCAGCUUGAAGGACAGUAGAUUUACAGCAGUCCGCCUCGGACUUGGACAAGACUGCAGUGAAGGUCAGCAAUCGUGUCAGUGGGAAAGCAGCAGCAGCAGCAGCAGCAGCAGCAGCCAUGAUGGGGAACUCCAGUUUGUUCUGCCUCAUUCCCUGUCACCUUAUGCUGAGGAAAGCACCAUGCUAGAACUGACUGCAGAGGCCAUCAACAUGUAUUACAUCCUCCGCAGAACCAAGACGUUUUACCUCAGAGACAUCAUUCAGCCUGACAGUCCUGAGAUAGUGAGGUGUGAGGAGGUCGGCGAGCAGCUAAACGUGAGCGUUGACCCUCCUCCCAGCUGGUCCACGCCUCACAGCUUCUUCAGUCUGGAGUACGAGAUCCAAUACGAGCUAAAAGAUGAUGGCACGAUUGAGAACUCUUUCUCCACUCUGAUACCAAGGAAGAUCAACCGGCUGAGGGUUCGCUCCAGGGACUCGCUGGUGCUCUCAGCCUGGAGUCAGUGGACUGCAUGGCAAAAUGUUAGAAAAGGGAAAAAGAACCGUCACCGGUGCAAAAAGAGACACCAAGGUGACCUUCAGGACUCCACACCUGGGUCCUCGGACCGCCUGAAGACGAAACGGAGGAAGCAUAAAAAAAAGAAAAAGGGAUUAUUUAAACAAAACGAGCACUGAUCGUACGACGGAAACUAAAGCAACAUAUAUGUUCUUUUCCACUAUAUGUGGGGAUGGACUAAAGGUGGACAGUCCAUAAAAGGAAGGGAAAAUUUUAAAAAGAAAAAAAGCCUUAAGAAGUAUUUCUUCUGAAGAUCAAAAGUUUUAGAUCCUUCGAAGCGAAAUCCAAUUCAAGUGUUCAUUUUUUCUGUUCACUUUUGAACUAAUUUACAGACAGAACUUUGUGAUAAAGUUUAAAUUAUUCACAAUUUUGUAAAGAGUUUGUUGUAACCGUAUUGCUUUUAUUGUCUUUGUGCUGUGAUCACUCUCUUUUUAUUUGUUUCUUUUUUUAUAUAAAAAGCAUCUGUUAAUGGGUUUAUUUUUGGUGAAAAUGUCAGUUUUGAUACAAGCAAAACAAGGAAAUAAACCGGUUAUUAGGGUUUUGGAGGAUAAACAGCUGCUGUGGAGACGAGUUUAUGUAAGACUGAUGCUAAAUUAUAAAUAAGAAGUUCUAAAUAAAGUCUGAAAAGGAAUCUUCUCCAAAACUUAUUUUCAACUCAUGUUCAAUUUGACAGUGGUUGUGUUUAGUGUUCAUCUAACA
Messenger RNA from Oryzias latipes (Japanese medaka), 2762 nucleotides. It is a transcript of the gene il12b2, whose product is annotated as interleukin 12B 2. The record is from RefSeq and is a predicted model, not a curated record. NCBI's taxonomy places the organism in Eukaryota, Metazoa, Chordata, Actinopteri, Beloniformes, Adrianichthyidae. Gene Ontology annotation, molecular function: protein binding.